AUGGAGCGCGGCGUCUUCUCCGUCGAGGAGAUCCCCGACCCCUUCUGGGGCCAGCCGUCGCCGCGCCCGGCGGGGGCGGCCGGAGGGGGCGGCGCGGAGGGCGCGAUGAACCGGUGCCCGUCCGAGUGGUACUUCCAGAAGUUCCUCGAGGAGGCCGUGCUCGACAGCCCCGCCGCCGACCCUGCCCCGAUGGCCGGUGCUAGCGGGGCCGGGGCCGCGCAGGUGAAGCAGACCGCCGCUGCCGCUGCCGCGGCGGCGCCGGCGGCGACGGGCGCGGUGGUGGACCCGGUGGAGUACAACGCCAUGCUCAAGCAGAAGCUGGAGAAGGACCUCGCCGCCGUCGCCAUGUGGAGGGCCUCUGGUGCCAUGCCUCCAGAACGUUUUGCAGCUAGUCCGUCAUUGCCAAAUGCAGAUGUUCAGCAUAUAGGCACUAUUAAUCCCAUAGGAGGCAAGGUGGUUCCAGUUCAAAACAAGCUAGCUGUUGGCGCAAGUGGGAUGUCGGGUCCGCAUCUGGUACAAAAUGCCGAUGCCCUUGUAAAGCAAGCCGCUAGCUCUUCUUCGCGGGAGCAGUCAGAAGAUGAUGAUAUGGAAGGAGAAGACGAGAUCACUGGGAAUGGGGUCCCUACUGAUCAAAGACUGCGGAGGAGGAAGCAAUCCAAUCGGGAAUCGGCCAGGCGUUCAAGAAGCAGAAAGGCAGCUCACCUGAAUGAGCUAGAAGCACAGGUAUCACAGUUAAGAGUUGAAAACUCCUCACUGUUAAGGCGGCUUGCUGAUGUUAAUCAGAAAUACAAUGGUGCUGCCGUUGACAAUAGGGUAUUAAAAGCAGAUGUUGAAACCUUGAGAGCAAAGGUGAAGAUGGCAGAGGACUCGGUGAAGCGGGUGACAGGCAUGAGCGCUCUGUUCCCUGCGGGCUCUGACAUGUCGUCCCUCAGCAUGCCCUUCACCGGCUCCCCAUCAGAGGCCACCUCCGACGCGGCCGUCCCGGACGACCUUAGCGCUUACUUCUCCACAAGCGAGGCCGGAGGUAACAACGGAUACAUGCCCGAGAUGGCCUCCUCGGCGCAAGAGGAUGACAAUUUCCUCAAUGAGGCCAUGGAUACCGGCAAGAUGGGCAGACCUGACUCGCUGCAUCGUGUGGCGAGCCUGGAGCACCUCCAGCAGAGGAUGUGUGGCGGACCGGCUUCAUCCGGAUCGACCUCGUAG
Triticum turgidum subsp. durum (durum wheat) is the source of this 1203-nucleotide messenger RNA. The record is from the annotation of a GenBank genome assembly. NCBI's taxonomy places the organism in Eukaryota, Viridiplantae, Streptophyta, Magnoliopsida, Poales, Poaceae.